UGCCUGACGUUAAAAAACUUGUCUGCGUUGGAUUGUUGGAGUCGGAGGUCGGAUUGAUCCUCUUUUAUUUUCUGUGAAGUGACUGAAAACUGGUUUCGCAUUUUCACGAGGAUGACCAUAAUAGUGUUUUUAAUCGACACGUCCGCAUCCAUGUUCCAGCGCACCUACAUCGGUGGCCGCACUACCUUGCUGGACGUUGCCAAAUCGGCCGUGGAAACAUUCGUCAAGAUACGGCAACGUAGCAUCGAUAGCAGGAUAGACCGAUACAUGCUACUAACUUUCGAGGAAAGCCCCAACAAUAUCAAGGCAGGUUGGAAAGAGAAUUUGGCUACAUUCAUGAACGAACUGAAAAAUCUGCAGUGUUAUUCGUUAACGACGAUGGGCGUUGCCGUAAAACAAGCCUUUGAUAUACUGAAUAUUAAUCGAAUGACUUCAGGGAUUGAUACCUAUGGACAAGGACGGUGCCCCUUUUUUCUGGAAACUGCCGUUAUAGUUUUAAUUACCGAUGGUGGAAAAUUAACCACCAUAAAUGGGGUUCAGGAGGAAUUUAAUUUGCCCAUGACUUCUCCAAUCCCUGGGUCCGAGUUAACUCGUGAGCCUUUCAGGUGGGACCAACGUCUGUUUGCUUUAGUAUUGCGGCUUUUUGGAACUCCAGCUGUUGAAAGGGAUACAGGCUUGGUGCCAAGCGACAGUAGCCCUAUUGACGCCAUGUGUGAGGUUACCGGUGGACGAUCAUACUGCAUAACGUCACACAGGAUGCUCAAUCAAUGUAUAGAUAGUUUGGUUCAAAAGGUCCAAAACGGCGUCGUGAUAAAUUUUGAAAAAAUCGGACCCGACCCGCCGCCACCGCAGUUCGAGAAGGAAGACGGCAAAGAGGACGUCGCGGAAUUGUCCGAAACUGACAAAAAUUCCAUAUCUGUGCCGCAGAACACAUUGUGGCACAACUGUAGGCGGAUGAUUUACGUGCCCAAAACCAGUAAGUCUUACUGUGUCGGUUUCUGGCCAAUACCGGAAUCUUUCUGGCCCGAGCUUACGGCUUCGGUGCUGCCGUCUAGGUCCGCCCAUCCGAACGUGAAAUUCACGUGCACCAACUCUGAGCCGUUGGUCAUUGAAAAUCUUCCGUUCGAUAAGUAUGAACUCGAACCAUCGCCGUUGACUCAGUAUAUUUUGUCGCGGAAACAGCCGAAAACUUGUUGGCAGGUAUUUGUCGCGAAUAGUUACAAAAACUCGGAGGUGGGUCACCCGUUCGGGUACCUCAAGGCGAGCACCAACUUGAAUUGCGUUAACCUCUUUGUGAUGCCAUAUAACUAUCCCGUUCUGCUGCCUUUGCUCGACGAGUUGUGCAAGGUUCACAGAUGGAAACCGACGAAUGAGUGGCGCACCGCGUUCCAAAAUUACACGCGGACUCUGCCGAAUUAUUAUGCCGGUCCAUUACGGAGGGCUCUCACGCGCAUGGGCACGCCGGUGGCGCUGGCGCAAACGCUCAUCCCCGAGACGUCCGAGAGCUGCCUCAGCUAUUCUGUACAGAAUUACCUGAAACGUGUGAAGAACCAAGCGAAAAUCGAGUACGACAAGCUGUGUAGCGAGAUUAUCCAGCGACAAGCUACCACGAGCAGCCUGAAGGUGAUGUUCAGCAGUCCUGAACAAAUUCGCGUGGUGCCGAAGGUGACGAUGCGCAAGGAACUUAUCAGUCACCCGAUGCUCCAGGACAAGUUCCAGACGCAAAAGGAUCAGAUCGUCGAGCAGGGCGGCACGUUUGUCACGACGCUGGACAAAGAACGACAGACAGUCAGCUUUAGGAACCCGUUCGAUAUACCGCGCAACCGGCUCGUGCAGCAGGUGGUCCGAAUGCGGAACAAUUUCCUGCAACCAGACUGGAUCUCGCAGGACCUGGACAGCGCGCAUUCGUUGCCGAUCGCGCAGAUGGGCAACUACCAAGAGUACCUCAAGAAGCAGACGCCGCAGCUGAGGGAGAUCGAGUCGGCGCCGGUCCGACAGCACAUGUUCGGCAAUCCGUUCAAGAUCGACAAAAGAAUGAUGGUCGACGAGGCGGACAUCGAUUUGGUGGGUUCACCAGGUGCGACCGGCCGCAACAACAAGAGGCCGAGCCUGAUUGUAGAUGGGGGCGUCGGUGGUGCUGGUGGAGUCGGUGCUCGGUUGCCGUUCAAACGCAAACCGGGACCUUUGCCGAAAAAUUACAGCGUGCGGCGGCCGAGUGGGACAGCGCCGUCGGACGUUUCGGCCCCGCCCUCGCCCCAACCGUCAGCGGUACCGUGGUUGCCGGUCUCGGAGAAGGAAUCGUCGCCGAGUGCCGAAGAGACCGCGGCGGCUGCUGCGCCUGGGGGCGGUUCCAUUGCGGUGACAGCGGGAGUGGCAACCGUCAACGGAUUGGACGCGCAGGCGCCGUUGCCGGGCGACGAGCGGUCGAGGUCGCCGUCUCCUACGCUCGAGAUGCCGACGUAUGGCGAUUUUGUGGUCCGAGGCGCCCCUCGCUCCUGCAAUUAUUCCUCGUCGUCAACGUCGAACGCGGAGGUAGGCGCGGCCGCUUCUCUAGGCGAUUUUUUCACGGGUCUCAUGUCCAUCGAGACUACCGACCGGCAGAUAUCCCAGAUCCUGAAGGAGACGACAUACGGGAGCGGCGACAUAGGCCUCGCGGCUGACGCGGAAGGCGUGGUUUCUGCCGCUUCCCCCGCCGCUGCUCUCGCCGUCGACUACAAGCCCAAAUUCCAAACGGCGGGAAAGGAGGAAGAAAAGGAAGAAAUCGACAGUCAAAAUUUCGAAAUACGGCGGAAGCUCAAUCGGCUGGUACGGAAACCGGGGAAAAAUUUCGCCGAACUUUUCGAGACGCUCGGCACCCUGAAGGGGGACGUCGACAUGCAAAUCGAAAUCGUCAAGCUAGUACUAAAAGAGUGCCUGAGAUUCAAGAGGCAACACCUUGCGAGUCUGCUCGAAGAGCACGUACAGACGAUGACCAGUGUCGACACCAAGUGACCCGGUUGCGCACUAGCUGUAAAUAAUUUCGCAAUUUACAUUAUGAUUCUGUUUUUUCUUAAUUAAAAUUUUAAGCUAUUCCGUUGCCUUUUUAAAUAAUUUAU
Molecule: messenger RNA, 3095 nt
Organism: Cylas formicarius (sweet potato weevil)
Lineage: Eukaryota; Metazoa; Arthropoda; Insecta; Coleoptera; Brentidae
Gene: IntS6
Product: integrator complex subunit 6
Exons: 11
Coding region: 112-2991 (959 amino acids)
Biological process (GO): snRNA 3'-end processing
Cellular component (GO): integrator complex
Source: RefSeq, a predicted model, not a curated record